Cuscuta campestris is the source of this 1283-nucleotide messenger RNA. Lineage: Eukaryota; Viridiplantae; Streptophyta; Magnoliopsida; Solanales; Convolvulaceae. The record is from the annotation of a GenBank genome assembly.
GAAAACCUGAGGGCAGGCACGGAAAACACCAUACAACUUUGACGCGUAGCAGAGGACAAAGAACAUCGUCUUCGAGGCUACGUACCAUAGGGGCUCCCCGAUCCUAAAUCGGCAGUCUCCACCGUCUUUGUUUUAUGCGAUUUCUUUAUUUCGGUCAUGGAUGAAAAUGUGGAGGAUAAUAAUAAGAAUCUUGAUGGACCUGCAAAAAGCAUUCCCCGGGGAAGCGUUAUUGUGUGAUGAAUCGAUCUGAAUAUACCGCCAAGGGAAAAAAAGCUGGCAAAUCUGGGGGAAAUUAUGGUGAUGGUUGUUAUAGCAAUGUACCUGGAGGAAUUUUCCCGGUUCGGCCCACGUCAUGUGAAUGGAAACCAGCUGAAAAGGUCGCUCAAUUUGCUGCCCUGAAACAGGCCGAGAAUGGGGGAAUACCUCUGGAGUACAGACAGCUUGUGAAAGUUAACAUGCAGGGAGUUGGCGGGAUAAUGUAUUAUUUGACAUUCACAGCCUGUGAUACUACUGAUGGUAGGGAAAAAAUAUUUAAAGCAAAAGUGAUGUGUGAUGCACGAGACUUAAGUUUACAUCUAAAGGAAUUCAAGGUUGACAAUGACCCCAAUAAAUCUGCUGAAAAGAUGCGCAACGAGGUGGUUGACGUGCUAGAAAAAAUUGCUGCCUUUCGCAAGGAAAAUCCUCAUUUGUUUCCUGUUCUCCCCCCAAGACCCCCGCCACCUAAUCGUAGUGGUCAGAUAAAAAUGCUGGGUGUACACCUUACACCAAAAAAGGGGUGAUUCGUGCCAUUGCUUUCCGUAUAUUCUUGAAAGAAAUGAGGACUCAAAACCCCACAUGGAAGUAUGCGAAGGUCAGGAAAGCUGCUUCAAGAAAGUGGAAGUCAUUCAUUAAUAACGAUAAGGUCCCUUACUUUCACAAGGCACAACAGGAGUUUAAUAGAAAGGCGUAUGGAUCGUGGGAACUGGAUGGUAAGGUGCCAAACUAUGCGCAAUCCUCCUGGUAGAGAGCGUAUGAUCGAUGUAUGUAUGUUACGGAGCAUUAUGUAUGGUUUAGUCUGUUCAGUUUGAUGGGAAUGAAAUGUUUGAUUUUGAAAGAAACCAAAGAACCCCCCUCCAUCUCUCCCUCAUAAUCCUGCAACAUACUACUUUACUACUAUAGCAUAGUUGCAGUGUCUAAAUAUUGGGUUUGUUUUAUAACUCUAUUUGUUGUUGGAAUCACCUCAUGAAGCAUAUCCCACACCCUUUAAUGGGCCUGAUAUGUAUUCAAGUGCUUAACUUCAUGGU